This is a messenger RNA of Loa loa (African eye worm), 324 nucleotides long. RefSeq lists its product as hypothetical. The record is from RefSeq and is a predicted model, not a curated record. Lineage: Eukaryota; Metazoa; Nematoda; Chromadorea; Rhabditida; Onchocercidae. Bases 1 to 324 code for a protein of 107 amino acids. The transcript is spliced from 2 exons.
AUGACGAAAUUCUUGAAGGUGGCUAGAGGGCUGUCUGAACAGGUGCUGUCGAAAGGAGAUGCGGAAGAGGUAGCAAUGAGUAAACAUCAUGGCAGUGUAGAAGGAGACACCCGGAAGGAGACACUCACACCGAUUCUGUCGUCCUUUCUCCUAAGGGUUAGAACAGAUCAGCUCUCCAUGAUUGGUGUGUCUGGCUUCAAGCGUCUAUUACCUGCCAUAAAUAUGUGCGUCAUCCAUACCAAGUCAAUGAAUCAUCCCUGUGCCAUCUUUUCACCAGAUGCCUCCAUAUACGAGAAUUCGGAUGAAAAAUUACCAUCUUUAUAA